Molecule: messenger RNA, 1821 nt
Organism: Lontra canadensis (Northern American river otter)
Lineage: Eukaryota; Metazoa; Chordata; Mammalia; Carnivora; Mustelidae
Gene: IZUMO1
Product: izumo sperm-egg fusion 1
Exons: 9
Coding region: 718-1800 (360 amino acids)
Biological process (GO): sperm-egg recognition; heterotypic cell-cell adhesion; fusion of sperm to egg plasma membrane involved in single fertilization
Cellular component (GO): acrosomal membrane; plasma membrane
Molecular function (GO): signaling receptor binding; protein binding involved in heterotypic cell-cell adhesion
Source: RefSeq, a predicted model, not a curated record
CGAGUGUACCUAGCCGGAAGCCUGAGUCCGGGGGCCCAGGGAGGGGAGGAAGCUGAAAGCCAGAAGUCCUUUCCUUGGUUUUAGAAGCCGGAGGGAACAAGAUAUUUUCCUUUCGGUAGACGCUGGGAAAAUUCUAGUUUGAAAAGGCGGCCGCCUCUGUGAUAUCAUGGAACGAUAGGCGGAGUCUCCCUUUGUUGCGGUCCUCUCAGACUCAGCGUUGAGCUUGUGGGCGGGGCCGAGAAAACUCCCUGGGAGUAUCUUUUGGGGAGUUGGGGCCCCAUGUGGGAAGCUAGAAGGGGAAGCUGUGGAAAUUCCUCGUAGACCGGGGCGAACCGUGACCGUGACUCCAGUCAAAAAGCUCUCCAAAUCACGGGACCGACCUCACCCUCGCCCCCAAACAAAAUCCUUAAUUUUAGGCGUGGGAAAAUAGCAGAGUGGAAGGACGUGGCCUGCUCAUCCUGCCUAAAAGCCCUCAACCUGGAUUCGGCUCUUCAGCGGAUCCUUGUAUUUGAGGACACAGCAUUCAAGGUCAAGGUCGGGCAGCGGCUGUUUAGGGCUCAUCGGGUCUCCGGACUCCUCGGUUUCCUAACCGAGAAGUGUGCGCCCUGCAAAAUAAGGGUCUUAGUCUCGGGGAAGGGCAUCUUCCCCCUUAGCGUGAAAGUGUGGGGUAAAAGGACCCUCCCCGGGGUUCGGCGCGGCCGGAGCGCUCCGGUCGCAAUGGAUCCGCAACUUCCCUUCCUGGUGGCGGCGCUGGCCGGCUGCCUGCUUCCUGCCCGGGCCUGUCUCAUGUGUGCUACAAAGGUCGUGGAGGCGCUAGACUCCUUGGAGAAGACCUACCUGCCUGACCACCUGCCGGCCGAGCGCCACGGAAGCUUUAUGAAAAGGGUGAAAGAAGCCGUGCUGGAUUUCAAGAACCUGCCAAUUCAGGAGGAUUCCUAUAUGGGGGUUGUUGAUGAGCCCACACUGGAAAACGCAUCAUGGAGUUUUCUGAAGGAUUUGAAACGUAUCACAGACAGUAACGUAGAAGGUGAGCUUUUCGUGAAGGAGAUGUUUUGGAUGUUGCACCUGCAGAAGGAUAUCUUUGCCCGCUUUGCAGCUCAGUUCCAAAAAGAGGCUUUUUGUCCCAACCAAUGUGGUGUGAUGUUGCAGAGUCUGAUCUGGUGCAAUUCCUGCGAGAGGCAGGUUCACGCCUGUCGAAAGAGAGCUGAUUGCGGGGAGCGCAUAGUCGUCGUCCACGAAAAGGAAGAUAUGAUCCUGAACUGUGAGCUCAACUGGCAUCGACUCUCUCAAGGCCUGACCGAUUACAGCUUUUUCAGGGUUUGGGGGCAAAAUUCUGAGACCUUGCUGUCCGAGGGGAAAGAUCCCAUCCUGACCAAGACCGCGGUGACCGCAGAGGACGCAGGCGUCUACCGCUGCCGUUUGGGCACUGUCCAGUCCAUCCCAGCCACGGUCCUCUUCUUUCGAGUCACAGUGUUGCCCGAAAGGAUCCGUGAAGAGCUACCGUCAAGCCAGGCUGGGGAGGCCGCAGGUCCGGGGGAUUCGGGUAGCCUCCAGAGGCCCCCAGCCGGCCAGCCUACAUCGACCCAGUGUCCGAAGUCCGAGAACAUGCUGAGAGGCCGUCUGAUCGGACUGCUGAUCUGGGGCUUUGUGGUGCUGAUAAUCGGCUUUGCGACCGCGAUACUUUGCUUUCGGCCUGAGAGGGUGAUCAAUUGCAUCAAGAACUGUUUGGGCACCAUGAAGGAGUCUGCCACGCCACCACAGGUUUCAGAGGAAAAAGCCACAUCAUCAAGGCACAAAUAAAGAUUUGUCUGAUUGUCUCAA